GGGUAAAUACGAAAGAGGUUUUGUUGUAUGGAGUCCACACGAGCACGUCUCAAAGCUCCGCCCUCGACGAUUCAAAAUGAUGUUCUUGUGUGAGGGACUGAGCGAGCGAGAGAGGGGGAGAGCGAGAGCGCAAUCGGUCGGAAAUCACUUCACUCUCACAUAGGCUUUCCACAGUAUAGACGCGCGCGGUGAGCUGCGGCAAGAGCGCGAGCCCCGGCGUCCUCGGUAACUCUCAAUGCUGAACUGACGAUGAGAGCACGCGCACUGGACACUAUCGGACAUAGCCUUGGAAGAUUUUUCUGUUUUCACUUUUACGCACAGACAGUUGUGGACUGAAGGCUGAAGUUUUGGAGGAUGUUGUCGUGUGGAAUUGGAGGUUUCGGGAUGCUGUGAGUCCGGUCCGGAGUAGCGCUGGUUCGGGGUUUCCUUCCGUGCGCAAGGAGAGGACACAUCUCUCUGAUGUGCGUAACCCAAGUUGCGCGCUCUUAUUUUCUGACGUGACACUUUUUGCGACUAUAUUAGCGUACCCUUCGUAUUAAAAAGAGGAUUUUUCAUGAGAAACAAGAGAGCUCACAGCGGAAAAGGGUGCUUUUUUGUAUCGACAGGAUUGCGGUGGUGCUGAAUUUUGGAUACCCAAGCGCUUUAUUUGUAGUGUGGAAAAGGAAAGCGGCUUUCAGACCGACUCUAUCAGUCAAGACUAAGAGGAGCAACUAUCCGCUAAGCAACAGACUGACGAUGUGCCAGAGUGCCAAUGCGAUGUGGUCACGGUGGAGUGCCAUGCUAGUGUGGAUUUUGCUUCUCCUCUGCUGCUCUGCAAAUGUAGUCAACACCAUUCUCUACCAGGUGACCGAGGAGCAGCCGCCCAACACCCUGAUUGGCAGCUUGGCAUCUGACCAGGGCCUGCCAGACACAGGUCACCUUUACAAGCUGGAGGUUGGUGCUCCUUACCUCCGCGUGGAUGGCAAAACCGGGGAUAUCUACACCACGGAGAACUCUAUCGAUCGGGAGUCUCUUAAAGACUGUCGCAACCUUUUCGAGGGCGAUCCUUGUUUCCUAGAAUUUGAGGUGUCUAUUACAGACCUGAUGAAAGGCACAGGACCUCGGCUUAUUGAAGGCCGCAUUGAGAUCUUGGAUGAGAACGACAACACUCCACAAUUCUCCUCACCCGUCUUGACAUUGUCGAUCCCAGAAAACACUCACGUGGGUGCACUUUUUGCAAUUCCUGUAGCCACGGACAGGGAUUCUGGAAGCAAUGGCAUUGCUGAUUAUGCGCUAACCACCGGCCCUGAAGCUACCAACCUUUUUAGCCUGCAGGUGGCACAAGACUCUGACGAGAAAUUACCGCAACUCAUUGUAUUGGGUAACCUGGAUAGAGAACUGCGAGAUUCAUACGACCUCAAUAUAAAAGUGGUUGACGGCGGCUCUCCACCCCGCCAGAGUAGCGCCCUCCUCAGGAUCACCAUAACAGAUGCUAAUGACAAUGUCCCCAAGUUUGAGAGGUCACACUACGAGGGUGAGCUGCCAGAAAACAGCCCAGUGGGUCAUUCUGUCCUUCAAGUGAAGGCCAAUGACUCUGACAUGGGACCCAAUGGUGAGGUUACCUACAGCCUCCAUCAGCCAUCAUCACCAGUGAUGAGACUUCUAAGCAUUGACCGCAACACAGGCAUCAUUUUUGUCAAAGGCUCAGUAGAUCGUGAAGAAAUCAGCAUUCUCAAGUUCUACGUCCAAGCUAAAGACAACGGUCCUCAGUCAAAGAGCUCCAAAGCCCUUGUGACUAUCACAGUGAAAGAUCAGAAUGACAACGCACCCUCCAUUAGAAUCCGAGGCAUUGGCCUUGUAACGCAUGAAGAUGGUGUCGCUAACAUAUCAGAGGACAUGCCUGUUGGCACAGCUGUGGCUUUGGUGGAGGUAUCAGAUCGUGAUGAGGGCGAAAAUGCAGUUGUUACCUGUGUGGUUGCUGGGGAUGUCCCGUUCCAGCUACGCUCAGCAAGUGAAACAGGCAAUGACCGCAAAAGGAAGUACUUCCUCCAGACGACCACGCUACUGGACUAUGAACGGAUCAAAGAGUAUAGGAUUGAAAUUGUAGCAGUGGACUCUGGCAACCCUGCACUAUCCAGCACUAAUUCUCUGAAGGUGCAAGUGACAGACAUGAAUGACAAUGCCCCAGUGUUCUCGCCUACUUUGUAUGAGGUAGAAUUUUUUGAGGAGAACCAGCCAGGUGACAAGGUUCUGGAUGUGGUAGCCACAGACGCCGACAGUGGGACUAAUGCAGAGUUGACAUACAGCAUCACUGGUGGAUCAGUUCCUGAGGGGCUCUUUGAAAUUAACCCUAAUACAGGAGAAGUGCGUGUCAUGAGCCAGUUGGACCGUGAACAAUUAGAUCACUAUCAAUUUCUGGUCGCAGCAGCUGAUAAAGGUGUACCAAGCCUAAGAGGAACUGCCACUGUUGUUGUUAAGGUGCUUGACAGGAAUGACAAUGACCCUAAAUUUAUGCUGAAUGGUUAUAGUUUUUCAGUCCAAGAGAACAUGCCACCACUUAGUCCUGUUGGAAUGGUAACAGUCAAUGAUCACGAUGAAGGUGAAAAUGCUCGUGUUCAACUUUCUGUAGAACCAGACAAUGGAAAGUUUAUGAUUCAAAAUGGAACGUACACCAUCCUCUCGACUAUUUCCUUUGACAGGGAAAAGGAGAGCACCUACAGUUUCCGAUUGAAAGCUGUUGAUGGAGGUGACCCACCACGCUCCUCCUACGUUGGCAUUACUAUUAAUGUUCUUGAUGAGAACGACAAUGCUCCCUAUGUAACCAAACCCGCAAACUCCUCAUACAAGUUCUUGGAUCCCCGCACCAGCCCAGAAACCCACGUAGAAAGCGUUGAGGCAGAAGACAUUGACAUUGGUUUAAAUUCUGAGCUGGACUUCAAUAUUGUGGGGGGUAACCCUCAUGGCUUGUUCCGCAUCUCCUCGGAAGGUGAGAUUACGUUGGCUAAAGAGUUCACACCCAAACACAUUGGUCUCCACCGACUGGUUGUAAAAGUUAAGGACAAAGGCACGCCACCACGCCAAACGACUGCACUGGUACACAUCUAUGUCAAUGAGACCAUUGGCAAUGUUUCUCACGUUGAAGGACUUGUUGGUCACAGUCUUUAUACACCACUUGAAAUGGACAUUGCAGGUGAUCCAGAUUAUUCUCGAGACCCACACAGUAACAUUCUCUUUGCAGUCUUGGGUGGCUUUUCUGUGGUCAUUCUCAUCAUUGUGGUGGCCAUGAUCAUCAGGCAUCUUGUACUGAAGGAGAACAAAAGUGGCUACCAGGCAGGCAAAAAAGAGACCAAAGACCUAUAUGCCCCCAAACCAGGACCUAAGAGCAACAAGAACAAAAAGGCAAAGAAAAGUAAAGCGCCAAAGCCUGCCAACCCUUCUGAGGAGGAUGAGGGGGGAACUCUUCAGAAAGGCCUAAAGUUCAAUCUCAUGAAUGAAAAUGUCAACGAUAGCCCUAGGAUUCACCUGCCACUCAACUACCCUCCCGGGAGCCCAGACCUAGGGCGACACUAUCGGUCUAAUUCUCCUCUGCCAUCCAUUCAGCUCCAACCUCAAUCACCAUCUGCCUCAAAGAAACACCAGGCAGUGCAGGACCUGCCAGCCACCAACACCUUUGUAGGAACCGGGGACAACAACUCAACGGGCUCAGACCAGUAUUCGGAUUACAGCUACAAGGCCAACUCUUCGAAAUAUAGCACCAAACAGCUCCCACAUCGCCGAGUGACCUUCUCCACAGCCAAUCAGGCGCAGGAUCUUCAGGACCCCUCUCAGCACAGCUACUAUGACAGCGGUCUGGAAGAGUCAGAGACGCCCAGCAGUAAGAGUUCUUCAGGGCCCCGUAUCGGCCCCCUCGCCCUUCCCGAAGACCACUACGAGCGCACCACCCCGGACGGCAGCAUUGGAGAGAUGGAACACCCCGAGAACGGUGCUGUAACGGGCGUUGACCAAGAGAAGGGGGCCGGCCAAAAAAGACUGCCUUAAACGUUCUUCUUUUUCCAAAAUGUUCUUCUUUUUGCUCUGCGGGAGUAGGACAGAGCUUGCCUCUUGUCACAGUUUGCCAUAACACAUAUCUCUUCAUCUCUGAAAUAUAUAUAACUACCUUUUUUGCGCACAUAAACAAUGAGAAAACCAAACGGACAAAGUCGGAAAGGAAAAAACUGACGGGCUGAUGUUUGUCACCUCCCCCAACCCUGACUUUUUUUUCCUCCGUAGCUUUUUGGGAGCGGAUAUCUGUCUUCUAAGGACACUGCAAGGAAUUUGGACUAAUGGAUUUGUGAUAUCUACGUUUUUGCCUCCUCUCCGCUGUGCGUUUCUUCCCUUUGCUAUGAACUCUUUUGUACGGACUCACCCCCUUCUCUCUUCCCUGUCUUCUCCUGUCCCCUUUUGAAACCCAUUGGAGUCUUACUAUCAUUGCAAACACCCAGGGUUUGGUAGGUAUGCCUUCUCUCUCUUUUUCAAUAUCCUCUCUUCACUUUUUUCUCCUCUCUGUCUUCUUUUCCCUGCCACAGCCAGACUCAUUCACAUCCAUUGAAAAAUCACCUAAGAGCACUUAAUAGCUCUUCUAUAAUGCACUCUGACCUCUUAUCAAAUACAGCAACAGCAUUUUUUUUUUAGUCCCAUAACUUGCGGUCUUUCUCAUCUCUCUACAUUAAAAAAAAAGAGGGAAUAGUUUUAUAAAAUAAAAGAUUGCACUGCAGCCGAAUCGAAUGAUGAAUUUGCACUUUGCUCAUAUUUCCCUCCUUUGCUCAUUUUUUGUCAUCCAUCCAAACACCCGAAAUUACACCUAGACAAGAAAAUGAUCACCGUUUUGGCUUCAUCUGACAUUUACUGUACAAACCUGAACACAAGUUGUGUUUGUUAAUUAGAUUGGGUGACUUUAGGGUUAGAAAUUAACAAAUUAUUAUUAUAAAAAAGCCUUGCAAAUUCAAGAUAUGGGGCCAAAAAAUGCCUUACUAAUGAAAAGCAUCAAUUUGUAUGUUGCCUACAGUUUUUUUAUAGGCAAUCACACAUUGUGGUUGCACUUCUGAAUGCAGUGGCCAAUCAGAGGCAUUUGUUAAAGUGACUGGGUGAUUGCAGGGUUGGAAAUGAAUGGGGCAAAUAAAAAAUAAAUAUCCCCACAAAAUUGCACAGUUUAAAAAAAUGAAACAGUUGUCAAUUAGUAUGUUGCAUCAUGUGUCUUUUUGGGCAGUCACACACAUUUCUGUUGCACUUGGGAAUGUAAUAGCCAAUCAGGGGCAUUUGUUAACUGUUAAAUGGAUGACUGACGAUUUGUAAAGUCGCUUGGGCUAAAUGACUCAGAAUGGCACAAUAAAUACCAUGCUCAUUUACAAACGAGAAAGUCAAUUAGCAUUAUUUAUUUAUUUAUUUACUUAUUUAUUUAUUUAUUUAUUUAUUUAUUUAUUUAUUUAUUUGCUUGCUUGCUUUAAAUUAGGAUUUUGUUUACUUAUUUGAAAGCUAAGCAUUGUAACCAAUUGCAAACAUUUCUCUUGUGCUUACACUAAAAUAUUCUACCUUAAAUUUACAGUAAAUUAUUGGCUAAUAGUUGCAUUACUUUCACUGUAAUGUACUGCAUGUAAAUUCACUUUAAAUUACUGUAAGGUUGUACAUAAUAAACAUAAUUCUGUAAUAAUUUCAAAGUAUCAAAAAAGUGCUUGUACUAGCAAUUCAUGUGUAUUAAUUUCUUUGUUGAAUGAAAUAAAGUGUUGGAAUUCCUAUAACUAGCGUGCAAAAGAUAUAGCCCCUUUUAACAGUAAUUUGCGGUAAUCAUGAUGCCUGCCUUAUUACAAUAAAAUUCUGAAAAAAAUGUCAAAAUUAAAUCCUAUAAAGGAAUAUUAAUGUAAUUCACUGCGAAAAUUACAGUAACAAGUUGUGAAAUUCUGGUAAUAUUUUACAGUGUAUGAAUCUGAGGCAUUUACUGUAGAUUAGACAAAAUGAUCCAUAAAUUCUCUUAGCAUACACAUUAAUGCAGAUAAAAUACAAGUAAGAUGCUAAUUUUAAUAUUUAAUUCAAAUGAGAUUUGUUUAAUUCUCAACAGAUUGUUUAAUAAUAAUGUUUUAUAGUAAAGUAUUUGUAAAAUAUUCAGAUUAACUGAAGUCAUUAGUUUUGUUUAAGUAUUUUAGUACAGGAUUUCAUGUAAAAGGCAACAUGGCCCUUAUAAAGGUUUUUAAAAGAUGCCACAGAAAUCAAUACCUGAAGUAAAAUCUUGGCCCUUAAAAUAAAAGUUAAUUUCUGACCCUGGAUGACUGUUACAUAAACUCCAUUCCAGUGUUUCUCUCUUUCUAUCUCUCUCUCUCUCUCUUUUGCUUUGAUGAAGGCAUUGACCUGUUCGCCUCACACCAAUGACUGUGCCACAAUGUAAGACAGACACCAAAUACACGUUUGCCUUUGAACAGAAAACACGAAUUGAUGUGAAUAUUGUAGACGUCGACAUUCCUGCGUCUCUACGCAGGGGGGAACUUGUGUAAAUAUGUAACUAGCUUUGAAUGAUAUUUAUCAAAUAUAUAAAUAUAUAUAAAUAUUAUAAAUACACGGUACACCUGACAGUAUGUCCGUAAUGUGAACAAUUUAUUUUAUGAUCACAUAUGGGAUUUUUUCUUCUCGGUGUGUCUGAGACAACGAUUACAGAAGCAGUAGAUGGGCAGGCUAGAUUAAUGUCAUGAGUCAUUUACUUACAUUAAGCCAGUGAUAGAGAUUCUGUCAACUCUGCAGACAGUCUAGCUGAAAGUGCUGUUCUUGUGAAUGUACUUUGUAUUCAGCCAAUUUUAGUACAAUAAAUGGACUUAUCAACAUCC
Danio rerio (zebrafish) is the source of this 6827-nucleotide messenger RNA. NCBI's taxonomy places the organism in Eukaryota, Metazoa, Chordata, Actinopteri, Cypriniformes, Danionidae. The record is from RefSeq and is a predicted model, not a curated record.